Molecule: messenger RNA, 1121 nt
Organism: Drosophila willistoni
Lineage: Eukaryota; Metazoa; Arthropoda; Insecta; Diptera; Drosophilidae
Product: aldo-keto reductase family 1 member B1-like
Exons: 1
Coding region: 91-1047 (318 amino acids)
Cellular component (GO): cytosol
Molecular function (GO): aldose reductase (NADPH) activity
Source: RefSeq, a predicted model, not a curated record
UGGACUGGUCACACUAGAAAGAUAAUGGUCCAGAUUCAUUUGAUUAAAUAAUUCCUUUUCUUGCAAACACUCUCAAAAAUCCAACAAAAAAUGGCCAGCAACGUACCAACGGUUAAGCUAAACAGCGGUCACGAAAUUCCCAUCAUCGGUCUGGGCACUUGGGGUAGCCCUAAAGGACAAGUCAUGGAAGCUGUCAAAAUUGCCAUCGAUGCUGGAUAUAGGCACAUCGAUUGCGCUCAUGUCUACCAAAACGAGGACGAGGUCGGCGAUGGUAUUGAAGCUAAGAUCAAGGAGGGCGUAGUCAAGCGCGAGGAUCUGUUCAUUACCAGCAAGCUGUGGAACACUUUCCAUCGACCCGACUUGGUCCGUGGCGCUUUGGAGACCACUUUGCAAUCGUUGAAGCUGACAUAUCUCGAUUUGUAUUUGAUCCAUUGGCCUAUGGGCUACAAAGAGGGAAGUGACCUCUUCCCCGCCGAUGAGGAUGGCAAGACUCUGUUCUCGCCUGCCGAUUAUGUGGAUACCUGGAAGGAAAUGGAGCAACUGGUCGAGGCUGGCCUAGUCAAAUCGAUUGGUGUCUCCAAUUUCAACAAGAGGCAAGUGGAACGUGUUUUGGAGGUGGCCAAAAUUCCACCAGCCACCAACCAAAUUGAAUGCCAUCCAUAUCUAACACAGAAGAAACUUGUCGAAUUCUGCAAAUCGAAAAAUAUUACAAUUACUGCAUACAGUCCUCUGGGUUCACCCAAUCGUCCAUGGGCCAAAAAGGGGGAUCCUGUCAUCCUAGAAGAGGCCAAGAUUAACGAAAUUGCUGGGAAAAAGAAUAGGACCGCCGCACAGAUUCUCAUUCGGUAUCAGAUCCAGCGUAACAACAUUGUCAUCCCGAAAUCGGUGACCAAAGAUCGCAUCGAAUCGAAUUUCCAGGUCUUUGACUUCGAAUUGACACCCGAAGAGAUUGAAAUCAUUGAGAGCUUUGAAUGUAAUGGACGCCUGGUGCCUGUGCUCAAUGCCUAUGGUCAUCCCCAUCAUCCAUUCGAGAAUGAUGAAUUCUAGCAACACACAAAGUAAAUUUAAACAAUAUAAAUUAUAAUAAAAUUGUGUAACAUUGUGCCUGGGGAACCCCCAAA